UGAUAUACAGCCAUGGGGAGGGAGUUUUUCUGCCCCGUUACUAUCGUGUUUGUGUUUUCUCUGAUUGUUUGUGUAGUUAACGGAACAAAAACAUCUUGUCCAUGUGCCACAGAACAACAAUGUGAGGUGAUUAAGGAUGACAAGCGCAAAGAGAUCUUCAUAUUUUCGUUGGAUAGUAAUAUAGACAAAUGGAGCCGUUAUGAUUGGUCGAAGGUGACCACUGUCGUCAUGGUGGGCUAUAUAAACCUGGAACUGAUGUGUUUCGCACAUAAGCAUGGAGCAAGGGCGGUUUUAAUUGCCAACUUCCCAAAGGCAAAUCUGACCAAUGCGACAGAUAGGAGUAAAUGGGUCAAGAAAAAUCUCCAGACUGUCCAGAAAAACUACCUCGAUGGGAUCAAUUUUGAUUUUGAGGACUUUAUUGAGGAGAACAGGACAGACCAGCGUGACGGUUACACUUUACUGGUUAACGAAACAUUCCAGACAUUCAAACAAGCCAACAAAAAUUAUCAGGUGACUGUGGAUGUUGCAUGGAGCCCAGUAGGAGUGGACAGUAGAUUUUACGACUACCUGAAGCUGAGUUACGUCAGUGACUUCCUGUUCAUCAUGUCCUAUGACGAACAAAGCCAGAUUUACGGAGAAUGCGUGGCGGGCGCCAAUUCCGGGUUUUACAAAACUUUAUCUGGUUUUUAUAAGUACUAUGAGAUGGGGGCUGAUUUAAACAAGUUGGUGUUGGGAGUUCCGUGGUAUGGUUACAUUUACCAGUGUGUGAGCAUUACAAAGGAUAACAAAUGUGCUAUAAAACAUGUCCCAUUCAGGGGCGUCAACUGCAGUGAUGCGGCGGGCCAUGAAGUUAACUACAGUCACAUUAUGACGUCAUUACUUCCUAAAUCUUCAACGGGGAGGAUUUGGGAUAAGGAAACUCUAUCACCUCGCUUUAAUUUUGUUAAUAAUACUAUCACAUACCAAAUAUGGUACGAUGACCCAGAAAGCCUUGCUUUGAAGUACAACAUUAGCACGUACCACGGUUUACGCGGGGUGGGGAUGUGGAAUGCUGACGCCGUGGAUUUCGCCAUUGACCCACGGGGCGCCAAAGAAAUGUGGGACGCCCUCCCAGUCUACCCACGGAAUUCAUCUUGAAAAGUUUCAUGAAUUGCAAAAACAUCUUAGAGUACGGAACCAAACUUGUCCUUUUUACGUGCAUUUAUGAAUAUAUGUAUAUUGCAUUUUUGCUGAUUAAUGCAGCAAACGAAUAUUUGACAUUCACAGUAUACAUUAUAUAAUGUAGCAAAAUACAUAUACAUAGCUGUCA
Messenger RNA from Magallana angulata, 1309 nucleotides. RefSeq names its product di-N-acetylchitobiase-like. The record is from RefSeq and is a predicted model, not a curated record. Gene Ontology annotation, cellular component: extracellular region. Bases 13 to 1137 code for a protein of 374 amino acids. The transcript is spliced from 7 exons. Gene Ontology annotation, molecular function: chitin binding; chitinase activity. NCBI's taxonomy places the organism in Eukaryota, Metazoa, Mollusca, Bivalvia, Ostreida, Ostreidae. Gene Ontology annotation, biological process: chitin catabolic process; carbohydrate metabolic process.